Rangifer tarandus platyrhynchus (Svalbard reindeer) is the source of this 5730-nucleotide messenger RNA. The record is from the annotation of a GenBank genome assembly. Lineage: Eukaryota; Metazoa; Chordata; Mammalia; Artiodactyla; Cervidae.
AUGGAUCAGGGCUACGGAGGUUAUGGGGCAUGGAGUACUGGACCUACCAACACCCAGGGUACAUAUGGAACUGGUGUGGCCAGUUGGCAAGGUUAUGAAAACUACAAUUAUUAUGGUGCCCAGAACACCAGCGUCACUGCGGGAGCAACUUACAACUACGGCCCAGCCUCAUGGGAGGCCACCAAGGCCAGCGACGGCCUGGCGCCUGGGGGCCCUGCCAUGCACAUGGCUUCUUAUGGCCCAGAACCAUGCACUGACAGUUCUGACUCCCUCAUCGCCAAGAUCAACCAGCGUUUGGACAUGAUGUCCAAGGAAGGAGGAAGGGGCGGGAGCAGCAGCGGUGGGGAGGGCAUGCAGGACCGGGAGAGCUCCUUUCGCUUCCAGUCGUUUGAGCCCUAUGAUUCCAGGCCUUGCCUGCCUGAGCACAAUCCCUACCGCCCCAGUUACAGCUACGACUAUGACUUUGACCUGGGACCCGACCGCAAUGGUGGCUUUGGUGGUCAGUACAGUGACUGCCGGGACCCAGCCCGUGAGCGGGGCGCCCUCGAUGGCUUCAUGCGGGGCCGCGGCCAGGGCCGCUUCCAGGACCGGAGCAACCCCAGCACGUUUAUGCGCGGCGACCCCUUCAUGCCUCCUGCAGCCUCCUCUGAGCCUCUUUCUACUCCGUGGACAGAGAUGAACUAUGUGGGUGGGCGGGGCCUUGGAGGCCCCUCCCCCGGCAGGCCCCCGCCUUCCCUCUUCUCCCAGUCCAUGGCCCCUGACUUUGGCAUGAUGGGCAUGCAGGGGGCAGGCGGUUAUGACAACCCUGUGCCCUAUGGAUGUGGCCGGUCACAGACCCGGAUCAGAGAUCAGCCUCGGCGGAGAGGGUUCAACCGCUGCGGCCCAGAAAGCUUGGGCAGGAAACGGAAGCAGCUGCAGAUUUAUGACGAGCCUGACACCAAACAAGCUCGAGCUGACAGCGAAGGAGAAUUUUCUGAAAACGAUGAUGGAGCUGGUGACUUCCGGUCAGGAGAUGAAGAAUUCAGGGGUGAGGACGAAUUCUUUGACUCCGGGAGGCAGAGAGGAGAAAAGGAAGACGAGGACGAUGAAGUGAAGAAGAGAAGGGAAAAGCAGAGGAGGAGAGACAGGAUGCGAGACCGAGCAGCUGACAGGAUUCAGUUUGCCUGUUCCGUGUGCAAGUUCCGUAGCUUUGAAGAUGAAGAAAUCCAGAAGCAUUUGCAAAGCAAGUUUCACAAAGAGACACUGCGCUUUAUAAGUACCAAGCUGCCUGACAAGACGGUGGAAUUCCUCCAGGAAUACAUUAUAAACAGAAAUAAGAAAAUUGAGAAGCGGCGUCAGGAACUAAUGGAGAAGGAAAGUACAAAACCAAAACCAGAUCCUUUCAAAGGGAUUGGCCAGGAGCACUUCUUCAAGAAAAUAGAGGCUGCCCACUGCCUGGCCUGUGACAUGCUGAUCCCAGCGCAGCCCCAGCUCCUCCAGCGGCACCUGCACUCUGUCGACCACAAUCACAACCGCCGGUUGGCUGCUGAACAGUUCAAGAAAACAAGUCUCCAUGUGGCUAAGAGUGUUUUGAACAACAGACAUAUAGUGAAGAUGCUGGAAAAAUACCUCAAGGGUGAAGACCCUUUCACCAGUGAAGCUGGUGAUGCAGAAAUAGAAGGAGAUGAGAAUUUAGGAGGCGAGGAUAAGGAAGAGACACCUGAGGAGGUAGCGGCCCAGGUCUUAGCUGAGGCCCAACCCCAGCAAGCCAACACAGCCAGCACCAACCCCCCUCCCCCGGAGACUUCCAACCCCAACAAGCCCAAGAGGCAGACCAACCAACUGCAAUAUCUGCUCAAAGUGGUGCUCAAGACACUAUGGAAACACCAGUUUGCGUGGCCUUUCCAGCAGCCUGUGGAUGCCGUCAAGCUAAACCUCCCUGAUUACUAUAAGAUCAUUAAAACACCUAUGGAUAUGGGAACAAUAAAGAAGCGCUUGGAAAACAACUAUUACUGGAAUGCUCAGGAAUGUAUCCAGGACUUCAACACUAUGUUUACAAAUUGUUACAUCUACAACAAGCCUGGAGAUGACAUAGUCUUAAUGGCAGAAGCUCUGGAGAAGCUUUUCUUGCAAAAAAUCAACGAACUGCCCACUGAAGAAACCGAGAUUGUGAUAGUCCAGGCGAAAGGACGAGGACGCGGGAGGAAAGAAGCAGGGACAGCAAAGCCUGGCGUCUCUGCGGUACCGAACACGACGCAAGCGGCAACUCCUCCGCAGACCCAGACCCCUCAGCAGAAUCCUCCACCUGUGCAGGCCACACCUCACCCCUUCCCUGCCGUCACCCCAGACCUCAUCGUCCAGGCCCCUGUCAUGACCGUGGUACCGGCCCAGCCGCUGCAGACGCCCCCGCCAGUGCCCCCCCAGCCACUGCCCCCCCCUGCGCCAGCCCCCCAGCCCGUGCAGAGCCACCCGCCCAUCAUUGCAGCCACCCCGCAGCCUGUGAAGACAAAGAAGGGGGUUAAGAGGAAAGCGGAUACCACCACCCCUACCACCAUCGACCCCAUUCAUGAGCCGCCCUCACUGCCCCCGGAGCCCAAGACCGCCAAGCUGGGCCCCCGGCGGGAGAGCAGCCGGCCUGUUAAACCCCCGAAGAAGGAUGUGCCUGACUCGCAGCAGCACCCGGCGCCAGAUAAGAGCAGCAAGGUCUCAGAGCAGCUCAAGUGCUGUAGUGGCAUCCUUAAGGAGAUGUUCGCCAAGAAGCACGCGGCUUACGCCUGGCCCUUCUACAAGCCCGUGGACGUGGAGGCGCUGGGCCUGCAUGACUACUGUGACAUCAUCAAGCACCCCAUGGACAUGAGCACAAUCAAGUCUAAACUGGAGGCCCGUGAGUACCGUGAUGCUCAGGAGUUUGGUGCCGACGUCCGAUUGAUGUUCUCUAACUGCUACAAGUACAACCCUCCUGACCAUGAGGUGGUGGCCAUGGCCCGCAAGCUCCAGGAUGUGUUCGAGAUGCGCUUUGCCAAGAUGCCGGAUGAGCCCGAGGAGCCUGCCGCAGCUGUGUCCUCCCCGGCAGUGCCGCCUCCCACCAAGGUUGUUGCCGCGCCAUCCUCCAGUGACAGCAGCAGUGACAGCUCCUCAGACAGUGACAGCUCCACCGACGACUCGGAGGAGGAGCGGGCCCAGCGGCUGGCCGAGCUGCAGGAGCAGCUCAAAGCCGUGCACGAGCAGCUUGCAGCGCUUUCACAGCCCCAGCAGAACAAACCAAAGAAAAAGGAGAAAGACAAAAAGGAAAAGAAAAAAGAAAAGCACAAAAAGAAAGAGGAAGUGGAGGAGAAUAAGAAAAGCAAAGCCAAGGAACUUCCUCCCAAAAAGACCAAGAAAAAUAACAGCAGUAACAGCAGCACGAGCAAGAAGGAGCCAGCACCCUUGAAGAGCAAGCCCCCUCCCGCGUAUGAGUCGGAGGAAGAGGACAAGUGCAAGCCCAUGUCAUACGAGGAGAAGCGGCAGCUGAGCCUGGACAUCAACAAGCUGCCUGGCGAGAAGCUGGGCCGCGUGGUGCACAUCAUUCAGUCACGGGAGCCCUCCCUCAAGAACUCCAACCCCGAUGAGAUCGAGAUCGACUUCGAGACCCUGAAGCCAUCCACCCUGCGUGAGCUGGAGCGCUAUGUCACCUCCUGCUUGCGGAAGAAGAGGAAACCUCAAGCUGAUAAAGUUGAUGUGAUCGCUGGCUCCUCCAAGAUGAAGGGCUUCUCAUCCUCAGAGUCGGAGAGCACCAGCGAGUCCAGCUCCUCUGACAGCGAAGACUCUGAAACAGAGAUGGCUCCGAAGUCCAAAAAGAAGGGGCACCCUGGGAGGGAGCAGAAGAAGCACCACCACCACCACCAUCAGCAGAUGCAGCAGGCCGCGGCCCCUGUGCCCCCGCCGCCGCCGCCACCACCCCAGCAGCCCCCGCCGCCGCCGCCGCCCCAGCAGCAGCCACCGCCGCAGCCCCCGGCCCCGCCCCCGCCCCCGUCCAUGCCGCAGCAGGCGGCCUCUGCGAUGAAAUCCUCGCCUCCGCCCUUCAUCGCCGCCCAGGUGCCUGUGCUGGAGCCCCAGCUUCCAGGCAGCGUCUUCGACCCUAUCGGCCACUUCACCCAGCCCAUCCUGCACCUGCCGCAGCCUGAGCUGCCCCCUCACCUGCCCCAGCCUGCUGAGCACAGCACUCCGCCUCAUCUCAACCAGCACUCGGUGGUGUCUCCUCCAGCUUUGCACAACGCGCUGCCUCAGCAGCCAUCACGACCCAGUAACCGAGCUGCCGCCCUGCCCCCCAAGGCUUCCCGUCCCCCCGCUGUGUCACCCGCCCUGGCCCAGCCACCCCUCCUCCCGCAGCCCCCCAUGGCUCAGCCCCCCCAAGUGCUGCUGCAGGAGGACGAAGAGCCACCUGCCCCACCCCUCACCUCCAUGCAGAUGCAGCUCUACCUGCAGCAGCUGCAGAAGGUGCAGCCCCCCACACCACUACUCCCUUCCGUGAAGGUGCAGUCCCAGCCCCCACCCCCCCUGCCGCCCCCUCCCCACCCCUCCGUGCAGCAGCAGCUGCAGCAGCAGCAGCAGCCGCCCCCGCCACCGCCCCAGCCCCAGCCCCCACCCCAGCAGCAGCACCAGCCCCCCCCACGGCCCGUGCACAUGCAGCCCAUGCAGUUCCCCGCCCACAUCCAGCAGCCCCCGCCGCCCCCCGGCCAGCAGCCACCCCACCCACCCGCAGGCCAGCAGCCACCCCCGCCGCAGCCUGCCAAGCCCCAGCAAGUCAUCCAGCACCACCCUUCACCCCGGCACCACAAGUCGGACCCCUACUCCACUGGUCACCUCCGUGAAGCCCCCUCCCCGCUUAUGAUACAUUCCCCCCAGAUGCCACAGUUCCAGAGCCUGACCCACCAGUCGCCACCCCAGCAAAAUGUCCAGCCUAAGAAGCAGGAGCUCCGCGCGGCCUCCGUGGUCCAGCCCCAGCCCCUGGUGGUGGUGAAGGAGGAGAAGAUCCACUCACCCAUCAUCCGCAGUGAGCCCUUCAGCCCCUCACUGCGGCCGGAGCCCCCCAAGCACCCGGAGAGCAUCAAGGCCCCCGUCCACUUGCCCCAGCGGCCUGAGAUGAAGCCUGUGGAUGUCGGGAGGCCUGUCAUUCGGCCCCCUGAGCAGAAUGCACCCCCACCAGGGGCCCCAGACAAGGACAAACAGAAACAGGAGCCGAAGACGCCAGUUGCACCCAAAAAGGACCUAAAGAUCAAGAACAUGGGCUCCUGGGCGAGCCUGGUGCAGAAGCAUCCCACCACCCCGUCCUCCACAGCCAAGUCCUCAAGUGACAGCUUCGAGCAGUUCCGCCGUGCCGCCCGGGAGAAGGAGGAGCGCGAGAAGGCCUUGAAGGCGCAGGCCGAGCACGCAGAGAAGGAGAAGGAGCGGCUGCGGCAGGAGCGCAUGAGGAGCCGGGAGGAUGAGGAUGCUCUGGAGCAGGCCCGGCGAGCCCAUGAGGAGGCACGGCGGCGCCAGGAGCAGCAGCAGCAGCGUCAGGAGCAGCAGCAGCAGCAGCAACAGGCAGCUGCUGUAGCUGCCGCCACCGCCCCCCAGGCCCGGAGCUCCCAGCCCCAGUCCAUGCUGGACCAGCAGAGAGAGCUGGCCCGGAAGCAGGAGCAGGAGCGAAGGCGCCGGGAAGCGAUGGCAGCUACCAUUGACAUGAAUUUCCAGAGUGAUCUGUUGUCAAUAUUUGAAGAAAAUCUUUUCUGA